Molecule: messenger RNA, 1513 nt
Organism: Cataglyphis hispanica
Lineage: Eukaryota; Metazoa; Arthropoda; Insecta; Hymenoptera; Formicidae
Gene: Atg6
Product: beclin-1-like protein
Exons: 5
Coding region: 112-1413 (433 amino acids)
Biological process (GO): autophagosome assembly; cellular response to nitrogen starvation; autophagy
Cellular component (GO): phosphatidylinositol 3-kinase complex, class III, type II; phosphatidylinositol 3-kinase complex, class III, type I; phagophore assembly site
Source: RefSeq, a predicted model, not a curated record
AAUAUCAGCUGACCCCAAGCAUCACAGAGAACGGUAGAUGCGUUGUAUAUUGUAUACGUAAAUAACACGACAGGUUGUAUAGUGAGCAGCUCUCUCCUCGGUAGACGACGGAUGACAAUGGUAGACUUAAAGACAAACGUCAGUUUCGCGUGUCAACGAUGUUUACAGCCGUUGAAACUAGAUUCGAGUUUCGAUCGUCUUGGGGAGCACACUCUCGCAGAACUCUCACUUCCUAUACAACAACAAGUUGUCGGAGAAUUAGAACCCCAGAGUGACAGUAUAGAACACUUAGUUCCACCAUUCAGAUUGACUGAAUCAGGAAAUGGUACGAAUGGAUUUAUGUUAGUUGGUGAUUCAGGUGAAACAGAAAGCUUAAGUCAUCAUUUAAAGGUGCGAGCAACAUUAUUUGACAUUCUCAGCAGUAGUAGUUCAGCAGAUCAUCCACUUUGUGAUGAAUGUACCGAUAGUCUUUUGCUAUUAAUGGAUCAGCAAUUACGAAUGACAGAAGGAGAAUGGUCAGAUUAUAAUCAGUACCUGAAGAAACUGGAAAUUGAACAGCAAUAUCAAGGACAUGAAGAUGUAGAGAUGGAUAAUCUUACAAAAGAAUUGCAGGAUGUAAAGGCUGAGGAAGAAAGAAUGAUAAGAGAAUUAGAGGCACUAAGAAAAGAGGAGAUAGCCACUAAGAAUGCCAUAACAGAACAGGAAAGAGAAAGAGAGAGAUUACAAAGCGAGGAGGAUAGGUAUUGGAAAGAAUAUUCCAAGCACAGAAGAGAUCUCAUGUUAGCUGAAGAUGAAUGUCGCAGCCUGGACAAUCAACUGGCAUACGCAGCUUCUCAACUAGAAAGAUUGAAAAAAACAAAUGUUUUCAAUGCCACAUUUCACAUCUGGCAUUCGGGCCACUUUGGAACCAUAAAUUCGUUUCGAUUAGGACGAUUGCCGAGUGCGCCAGUGGAUUGGAGUGAAAUAAACGCCGCGUGGGGACAAACGACUCUUUUGCUAGUUGCUCUAGCGCGUAAAAUGAAUUUAACGUUCAAACGCUUUCGUUUAGUGCCGUUCGGCAAUCAUAGUUAUAUCGAGGCAUUAGAUCAAAAUAAGGAGCUUCCAUUAUAUGGAAGCGGAGGUUUCAAAUUUUUAUGGGAUACGAAAUUCGAUGCAGCUAUGGUGGCGUUUCUGGAUUGUUUGCAACAGUUUAAGGAACAAGUGGAAAAAGGAGACAGUGGAUUUUGUUUGCCAUACAGGAUGGAUCGUGGUAAAAUUGAAGACUCUGCGACAGGCAAUUCGUAUUCCAUUAAGAUACAAUUCAAUUCGGAAGAACAAUGGACUAAAGCCUUAAAGUUCCUACUAACAAAUUUAAAAUGGGGUCUUGCAUGGGUUAGCUCUCAAUUUACAAAAGAUGAACUGAAUAUUAAUUGAAUGUCAGUGCUUGUAAAAUUUUGCGUAACUUUAAUUAUGCAACUAUCCCAUAAUUGCUUGUGUAUAAAUGCUCUAUUUGUAAAUAAACGCGGUUGAACGA